AGCUCCAGCGGAGGGAGAGCAGGUGCUGAGAAGAAGCGAGGCGGAGCGGGGCUGAUCAGAGGAGCGCAGACAUGUCCAUAUUUACUCCCACUAACCAGAUCCGGCUCACUAACGUGGCCGUGGUGAGGAUGAAGAAAGGAGGCAAGCGCUUCGAAAUCGCCUGUUAUAAGAAUAAAGUCAUGAGCUGGAGAGCGGGAGCAGAGAAGGAUCUGGAUGAAGUACUUCAGACACACACAGUGUUUAUGAACGUUUCAAAGGGCCAAGUGGCAAAAAAGGAAGACCUGGCGAAAUCCUUUGGAACAGAUGAUUUAACAGAAAUAUGCAAACAGAUUUUAGCAAAAGGAGAGCUUCAGGUGUCUGAUAAAGAGCGACAGACUCAGCUGGAGCAGAUGUUCCGAGACAUUGCCACAAUAGUGGCAGAGAAAUGUGUGAAUCCAGAAACCAAGCGGCCGUAUACAGUGAACCUGAUAGAGAGAGCCAUGAAGGAUAUUCACUACUCUGUUAAAGCAAAUAAAAGCACAAAACAGCAGGCACUUGACGUCAUCAGACAGCUGAAGGAAUCCAUGCAGAUUCAGAGAGCUCACAUGCGACUUCGCUUUACCCUGCCGGCCAAGGAAGGGAAGAGGCUGAAGGACAAACUCAAACCCCUCCUGAAGGUGGUGGAGAGUGAAGACUUUGAUGAUCAGCUGGAGAUGGUCUGUUUGAUAGAUCCAGGCUGCUUUCGGGAGAUCGACGAGCUGAUCCGCUGCGAAACAAAGGGAAAGGGCUCAGUGGAGGUGCUGAGUCUCAAAGAUGUGGAAGAAGGAGAUGAGAAACUAGAAUAGCCAGCUUGCACAGAAUAGUCUAGAAUGGUCUGCUUGCACACACUUUAUUCACCACACUAACUAAAGAAGUAUGCAUUUUUUGUGGUUUAUUUGUUUUUUACUAAAACUGUUUUUGACAGUUUAUUAACUUAAGACUGGGUUUACUGAAGCCUUUAGCAGCUUUUUUUUUAAUAAUCUGGUUUGAAGAAUGCUUAAGAUAAAUUGGUCGAAUAGUUUUUGUGGACCAGUAUUAUAUUAUAAUAAUUUAUACAUAAAAGAACUUACACAACUGCUUGAGGCUUUACUAAAUCUCUCUUAAAAGGUUUAAGCAGCUUUUGAGCAAGAUCAUAUUUCAACUCAAAUCACAAUUAAGGGUUUGUUUUCUGUGAAAAUUUAUGUGAUUUGUAUGAUUGACUGCAAGACAGACUGUGGACUGACUUAUUGUAAUAAAUUACAUGCACAUGUAAUGGAAUAACAAUAGGAAGUAGUUAAGUACCUUUGAUUAGACAUGUUUAUUGAUUAACACUGGAAUAUUAAUCCAGCUUGCCUUUCUUGAACAUGUGCCGCAGUAUCUGCCUUUUAACAGUACAGCUUUUGCUGCUGAGGUGAUGUCCAAAAUAUGUACUAAGAUAUAUUUACAGAAGGUGAAAGUAAAUAAAUCACAAGUGUGAUAAUAAUUAAAAAAAAAAAUCUU
Molecule: messenger RNA, 1497 nt
Organism: Astyanax mexicanus (Mexican tetra)
Lineage: Eukaryota; Metazoa; Chordata; Actinopteri; Characiformes; Acestrorhamphidae
Gene: sbds
Product: SBDS ribosome maturation factor
Exons: 5
Coding region: 72-824 (250 amino acids)
Biological process (GO): ribosome biogenesis; cytosolic ribosome assembly
Source: RefSeq, a predicted model, not a curated record